Molecule: messenger RNA, 303 nt
Organism: Racocetra fulgida
Lineage: Eukaryota; Fungi; Glomeromycota; Glomeromycetes; Diversisporales; Gigasporaceae
Source: the annotation of a GenBank genome assembly
AUGAUACUUUCAGUUUUUAUAACUUGUGGUAUCGCUCGUUUGGCCCGUUAUAAUGCAACUGUUGCAUCUCUUCCAAAGGACUCUUCUGGUAAAAUUAGCUACUUUGAAGGAACUCCAAUUCCAACUACAAUGACCAUAGUAGCUAUAAUUGCUUAUUUUGUUAAGGAGGGGCAAAUAGAUGAUAAUUUACCGGGUGGUGUGAUUGAAAUAUUUCCAAAUAUUAUGUUACAUCCGUUUGUAUUAUUGUAUGCAUUGAGUGGGAUUGCAAUGGUGAGCAAAACCUUAAAGAUUCCAAAACUUUAG